AUCCGUGAAAGAUUCGGCAAGACGGGGAGUGUUUACCCACGUGCCUUGGAUUCGACACCUAUACUAGCUGUUUUCACCACUGGCGGUGGGAUGUCCCUGUCUCUGCAAACGACGUCGAAGCAACGGUAGUGUAGGUUUUCCGCUCUAUUGCUGGCAUCUUAAUAGUUCCUGGGUCUUCAAGUCCCUUCGGAGUUUUACGGGCAGAUCUAGCCCGCUUCUUCUUUUGUCUCAUGAGAGCAGGGACCGUUGACCUUGUGUCGUAUUGAGCAGUUACCAACACUUCGUCAGAACGGGCUGCAUCAGUGGCAGCCGAGACGAUCAGCAUCUUCGGAAUGCUCUCCUGUGCACUACCGUCAGACGACUUUACGACUGUCAAAGAUGGCAUUUUUUAUCGACGCCGUGGUAACUAAUUCUCUGGGUUUAGCAGAGGGCUUCUGGUAUUUCCGCACCCUAUUUUUCUUCACUCUGACCAGCUCAUGAGGAGAAUCAGCAAUGCUACCUAGAUUGUCCGGUAGGAUGUGCGACUUCUUGACCCAGUGACAGACCCCAGCUGAUGUGUCGUCAGCAGUGUUGCCGUCUAUUGCAGUGUCUUCAAUUGCAAUAUUUAGGGAUUUCAAAAUCAAAUCCAUUUUCGCAUCGAGCGACGCAAUAGAGGCGAGGUUGGAUAUCGCCUUCUCAACAUCGGCCAACCUUGAAGUCAGUGCUGCAAGUUUAGCACCGGUGAUAGCCGGGCGCGUCGAUCUCUGAGCGCAGCACUCAGCACAGCUGAAAAGGAAGCGAACACGGGAUUAUAGCAUUUUGUGCUGGUCAGCUUUAAGCCGGUACAGCUUUCGUGAUACAAGCGGCAGCAGAAGUCACAUUGCAUACCGCCAGAUAAAUCUGUUACUGGCUCUGAACAGUUAAACUGUUUGCAAGCUGCACUAGACUCAUUAAACGACCCCAGAGGUACAACCGCCUCGAUAGUUAAUAAGACGGCCAUGUUCAUGUGGAAAACAGAAUAGAAUAAUAAGAUGCAUACAACAGUAAAACGACCGCAAAAAAAAGCAAAAACAGGGUGCAAAACGGGAUUAAAACUGGGAACAACCGUGCUCACACCGACGCAGUCGGAUGUUUCCGACUUGACUGUUCUCCAACCAUUUGGGAGAAGUGACCACUGCGUAAUUUCCCUUUGUUGGAUGCGGCGUCUUACCAUGCACGAUCAGGGAGUAUGACGUCGGAACUUCUGGCGUGCUGAUCCACCCCGUUUGAAAACUGCUGCCGGCGCUAUGGACUGGAGUAUCCCUCAGCACUUAGGUGUUGAUGAAGCUUGGACCCUUUUGUACUCCAAGUUCACGUCCCUCAUAACUCAGGUCGUUCCACUCUGCAAAGGGAAACGUUUUUCCAAUGGCCCUCCCUGGAUUGAUCGAGAGUUGAAAUCCCUUAUGCGCCGUCGACGCAAAUUGUGGGAUAAGUUCAAGACUACGCAAUUGCCUCUGGACUACCUUGAUUACAAAGCGGUCAGGAAUAUCUGUACAUUCAAAAAGCGAGAAAAGCGACAACAGUACGAGCGCCGCUUGGCUGAGGAAUCUUCCGCCGCUCCCAAAUUACUGUUCUCCUAUUUGCGGAGACGUACGAAAGCUGUUAAUGGAAUACCUGCGUUGUAUUCCAAAGAAAAUGAUACUACUCUUCAUGAUGACGAUGCAAAAGCCGGACUCUUGGCCCUGCAGUAUUCCUCAGUCUUCUCGACUGAGCCACCGUUUACUUGUGAUUUAGCGUCUACGCCUUCACGUACUUUAGAACGCUUAGAAAUCAGCCCCGAAUUGGUUGUCAAGCUUCUUUUUGAGCUAAAUCCGAACUCAUCACCAGGUCCUGAUGGGCUACACCCUUUGUUUCUCAGAACCCUAGCUGAGUACAUCGCUGUACCUGUUUGCCAAAUUUUUCAGCGGUCUCUUGAUGCGGGGCGUCUCCCGCUUGCUUGGAAAAUGGGCACCGUCAAGCCCAUAUAUAGAGGUGGAAAUCGUCAGGACCCCGGAAACUAUCGACCAAUUUGCUUAACAUCUAUAGUUUGUAAAGUCAUGGAACGAAUUCUCAAACGAGACCUUCAGAGUCACCUUGACGGCUUGAAUGUCAUUUCCUCUGCGCAGCAUGGCUUCAGGCGAGCUCGCUCGUGUAUUUCCAACCUGCUCGUUGCCAGAGAGAGGCGGGCCAGGUCAUUAGAUGCCGGAAAUCGCUUAGACGUCUUCGUCGACUUCAAGAAGGCAUUUGAUACAGUACCGCACGAACGGCUUCUGUUUAAACUUCGGAGUAUUGGUGUUUCUGGAGAGAUUCUCUCAUGGAUCACUGAUUUUCUGGAUGGCCGUAGCAUGCGAGUGAAGGUGAAUGAGGUCUACUCCGCUUCUGUUCCCAUGACCAGUAGGGUUCCACAAGGCUCUGUCCUUGGCCCCGAGCUGUUUAAAGUCUACAUUAAUGACCUUCCAUCUAUACUCCAGACCGAUUGUCUGUUUUAUGCCGAUGACCUGAAGAUAUGGAUGGAGGUACCAACACCUGAAGCCGACGACCGACUGCAAGAGAAGCUAGACCUGUUUCAUAGCUGGUCUUCGGAAUGGCGUUUACCCAUCAAUCGUGAGAAGUGCUCUGUCCUGCCGAUCGGCUCUUCUGACCCAUUUGGCGCCUAUCACAUUGGUAGUUUCUUGAUCAGGAAUGCUGCCUGUGAGAAAGACCUUGGUAUACUCGUAUCUCCCGAUCUGCGUACCACCGAGGACACCCUGAGGAAGAUAGCGGCUGCGAAUAGGAUGUUCUGUGCCAUUAGGAGAUCGUUCUCCCGAAUGACUCCAGAGGUCUUCAGACUUCUUUUUUCUCCCCAUGUGCGCCCUAUCCUCGAGUACGGUUUGCCUGCGGCCUACCCUUUUACAAAGACUGAACGUGUUAUGAUUGAAAGAGUUCAGCGACGAGGCUCGAAAUCCAUCUCAGCGCUCCGUGACCUGCCUUACACUCAGCGUCUUCGACAGAUGAACAUGUUUCCCUUGGACUACCGUCGACGUCGGGGUGAUCUGAUUUACACCAGACGGAUAUUGCGAGGACAGAUGGGGAGUGAACUGCAAGAGUUCUUCCAGCUCUGCGCUGAUAGCUCGACAUGGGGUCACUCUUGGAAACUGUUUAAGCCGAGGAGGGUCCGGAUUCAUUCUGAUUUCACCCUAUCAACUCGAGUGGUAAAGGACUGGAACAGCUUGCCUGAACUGGUCGUUAGUGCACAACGUGAGGAAAGUUUUAAGAAACUGUUAGACUCCUAUCUUCUGAGUAUGCAAGGAUCCUGCUGUUUUCGAUGCGACCGUAAUGGUCCCUUGCGGAAUACCGCCUCGCAGCAUGUCGCACAAUCCUUGCUCUGAACGGGAUGUGAUGGAGUUGACACAGGAUGCCCUAUCUGCUCUCUACCACUCCAAUGAAACUAGAAAAAUUAUCAGUAAGCGCCAGACGCUUUGUCCAGGACCACUUUAAUCGGACCAAGAUAUUUUGGAUCAGAGGAAAUUUGACAAUAUUCAAAUGUCGUUUCAAGUACUUAUUCAAACACUGUUUUCCACGUUAUUGCAGCUAAAAAGCUCGAACAGAAUGGCACGCCAGAAAAUCGAGUAACUGCGUGGUACUCACCGGACCAAGUC
Molecule: messenger RNA, 3635 nt
Organism: Dicrocoelium dendriticum
Lineage: Eukaryota; Metazoa; Platyhelminthes; Trematoda; Plagiorchiida; Dicrocoeliidae
Source: the annotation of a GenBank genome assembly